This is a messenger RNA of Kalmanozyma brasiliensis GHG001, 3225 nucleotides long. RefSeq lists its product as uncharacterized. Gene Ontology annotation, biological process: positive regulation of transcription by RNA polymerase II; negative regulation of transcription by RNA polymerase II. The transcript has a single exon. Lineage: Eukaryota; Fungi; Basidiomycota; Ustilaginomycetes; Ustilaginales. The coding region runs from base 1 to 3225 and encodes 1074 amino acids. Gene Ontology annotation, molecular function: RNA polymerase II cis-regulatory region sequence-specific DNA binding; zinc ion binding; DNA-binding transcription factor activity, RNA polymerase II-specific. The record is from RefSeq and is a predicted model, not a curated record.
AUGGCUCCCCUACUGCUCAAAGUCAAAGGCAACAAGUCCUUCAGCCCCUUCUCCAACCUGCACGAUGAAGAGUCUUUGACACGCACAUGGCGCGUAUGCACCAAGGUCGCCGCCCAUCUCGAACAGGGUCAACGUCUCGAGAACCUCAGUUGGAGGCUAUGGUACCUCCACGACCUCAUGGUAGAGAAUGACGAUGUCAAGAGCAGGCGCGACUUCAAGAAGCUUUCCAAAAGCACAGGAGAGAAGCUCGACCGUGACAAGGGUCGCGCCAUUGGCGAACUCACUGCUCCGCCUUUCCGCAAGACCGACUCCGGCGAAGCACUCCGCCAAAAGGCCGUCGAGCGUCAGAAGCUUCGCGCCCUCGCCGUCGCCAAGCUCCAAGGCAAGUUCCGCAGUGGUGGCAAGCAAAGCAUGAAGGAGAUGCAGCACACCUUCGCGCUCGACCCCGCCGUCAACUUUAAGCAGACUACUGUUGGAAACAAGGACGCAUCCAAGGAGUACGCACAGAUGCAGCGCCAAAACGGUCCUGUGGGCACCACCAGCAAAUUCCCGCUCACCCUCUCGCCUCAGUCUUCUUUCAGCAACACACGCAACGAUGCUUUUGCAUCGACGUUCGAUACGCAGACCGACACGAGCAUGCUCGACACAGCGGGUAGCUUCGACCACAUCAUGGCCAGUGCUGGGCUAGGAGAUCUGGGCACCGCAUCGGGCGGGUACAGGCUCGAAGACAUCGAAGCGGCCGAGCGAGACCUGCUCCUCAAUCAUCAUAUCGACCUCGAUGCUCCCCUUGACAGUCUGCUUGCAGGGCUAGGCAACAUGGAGGAUGUGCAGAUGGAUUUGGCAGAUCUCGGUUUGCCCGUCACCGACUUGCCCAACUUCAACGCUCCCUUCGACCAGAGCGUGUCCGAAAUGCUUGCACCCCAGAAUCUAUCGACGGCUGCUUCGACUUCCAACCGUCCGACAGGACCAGCCAAGCUGAAGCAAAUCAAGAGGAAGAAGACCGACCCCCAACCACAAAAGGUGGCAUCAGAGCUCGCAAGGAAGAAGGCAGAAGAACUUCGAACCAUGCGCAAACUGGCAGAACAGACUCAGCGCACGCACAUUCAGAACACCUCGAGGCCCGAGUCGAAAGAAGGAUCGCCGGAGGGAAGCGUGGGAAGCAGUUGGAGCGUACCGAACGGCGAAGCCCAGCCUGACUGGCUCAAUUCGGCCACGUCGCUGUACGGCACCAACCUUGGUCACUCUCAGAGCUUGCCGGAGGGUGCUCACCUGCCCCUGUCUGGGUAUGGCGCUGCCAACAACCUACACAUCGACACUUCAGUAUCAACCGUUCAAGCUGGUGCCAUGAGGCCGCCGCUCUUUGGUGCGCGCGGUACAUCGGUGUCUGUACCCACCACUCCCUUGCUCGCGCCCGAAGCUGGACCCUUCCAAGGUGCUGACCGACCCGUCGACUCGCUCUCGGCACCUUCGUCGCCGACUCUGCGGCCCGCUCUCGCCAACAUCGGCCGAUCGGGAUCGAGCCCUGGUCCGUCCACCAGUGGCAGCAACCUCAAAGCAGCCAUGAAGAGACACUCGACGGAUGGCGCCUUGAUCGGCGCCGAUGGCCUGCCCAAGCCCAAGGGACGUGGUCGUCGUAGCAUCGCCGGUUCGAUCGCCUUCACCGCCAUCAACCCGGACCUCAACAACAAGAGGCCAGAUGGUCUGCCGGCGGGGAGCAGCACACCCAGUGCCUCGUUCGCAUCCGGAAGUGCGCACCCCACGCAGGCGCAAUGCACUAAUUGUGGCGCCACAUCGACCCCGCUCUGGCGACGUGAUCCCAAUGACUUGCUGCUUUGCAAUGCCUGCGGUCUCUAUCUGAAGCUGCACAAGACACCUCGACCCAAGAGUCUCAAGAACCACCACAGUCACUCGCACUCGGGCCACAUCACGCCAUCUGCGACGCCGGGUGGCGCGUCUGCCCCUGGAUCCAGAGCCGGAUCGCCGUCGCGCCCCGGCUCGCCCAGCGCUGAGGACAUGAUGUCGUGCUUCAACUGCGGCACCUACACGACGCCGCUGUGGAGGAAGGACGAUGCGGGUCACACGGUCUGCAAUGCUUGCGGACUGUAUCUCAAGCUGCACAACGAGCAUCGACCCGUGACGAUGCGAGCCGACGUGAUCAAGAAGCGAUCGAGGUACGACGAGAAGCGAGGCCGCGCUUCGGCAGCCAGCUCCCGACGCACCUCGCCGCAACCGCAGAGCGCGACUUCGGCACCUGAUGUUUCCAUUCCGACCGGCUCGCUGCGGCUGGACGAGCCCAUGGCGGUCGACAAGCCGAAUCGGGCCAAGUCCAAUUCGGUCACCUUCCAGCUGCAGCCCGAGAUUCGAGGGAUCGACACGGCGUCAGCUUCGGCGCCGUCCGCGUCGUCCGUGUCGGCUCCAGGAUCCGCUUCUUUCCCUGGAUCUGGAUGGCCAUCGCUCGGCAUGGGAACGGAGAACAACCGUGGAAACCCGAACAUCGCACAUCAGCUCAACGAUGCCUUUGCCACGGCUGUCAACCGCUUUUCGACGGGUGUGCCUAUCCAGCCGCAGCAGCAACAGCAGCAACAGCCGAGCACAUCGCCCGUGCCUGCUACCACGGAAGGUGCCCCCUCCUCCUCAUCAGCACCAUCGCAGUUCGGCUGGUCCCCAUGGUCGCACCCGCAACAGCAACCGCAACAGCAACCAUCAGGCCCACCCUCCAUGUCCGGCUCGAACAGCACCCCGGCUUCAUCCACUGCAUCGGCCACCUCGCCGCCCAUCCCGCUCAACGUCACCGCCGCACCCGGCCAAACGGACAUCCAAACCCUCCAAGCGGCCUUCUCGGCCCACCCCGCGUUGGCAUACGCAGUGCACCAGGCGGCUGAAAAGUUCCCCGCCUUUUUCGCGCAGAACCCCAUGGGCGCUACCGCGUCCGUUGCUGCCGCUGCGGGGAUUCAUAAUCCGUUUGCGAGCGCGUUUCUGCCCCCCGGCGGCAACACUGGUGAGCCCGCGGCGAGAGGAGGGGAAGAGUUGGGCAACACCGUUGAGAUCGCCGGUGGUGUGGGUACGCCCAGCAAUCUAGGUGGGGACAGCGUCAUGUUGGAUCUGGCUACGCCUGGGUCGAUGGGUCGGCCAGGGAGCAGUAAUGGACCGAGUGGGAGGGAGAUGUUAGGGGAGAGUGUGGAUUUGGGUGAGGGGGGGACGCCACAGGGUGGCAGCUGGUGGUGA